UUUGUUUGUGUUUUUUUAAUAUUUUGUAAGAUUCGGAUGUUUGUUUAUAGUUAUAAUUAUGGCGAAAAGAGCAUUAACGGACACGGAGUUAGAGGAACUAUUAUACGUAGACGAGGAGGAGUUUGACUUGGAUCAGUUUAGUUCAGAGAGUGACGAAUGGGAGGAUAUAGAUCAAAAUCUCAGUGAAAAUGAUUCUGACGAAGAGUCUGAGGAACGUGUUUAUAAUUUAAAUUUAUGGAGGCCAUGGACAGCAAAUGAACCAAGAUUUAAAAUAUUCCCUUUCUUAGAAGAUGUUGGAUACCAUCCACCACGAAAUAACCAGCCAGUGUCCGAACUAGAUUUUUUUCAGUUAUUUUUUACGGACGAACUUAUACAAGCAAUUGUGGAUGAAACAAAUAGAUAUGCUGCAGAAAAAAUUUUAAUAAACACGCCGCUCACAAAAAGGUCAGUUUGGAAGUCUUGGAAACCAGUCACAUUAGAAGAAUUUAUGGCAUUUUUGGGCGUUUUACUUAAUAUGGCCUUAAAUCCAAAGACCGAACUAUCUGACUAUUUUUCUAAUAACUGGAUCGACCAUCAACCCUUUUUCAAAGAUAUUUUUUCGAGGGACAGAUUCAUGCAAAUUUUUUGGAAUCUUCACGUUUCUCCACCCGAAGAAGAGCAGAUGGGAGUGAAGAGUCGUAGCGCCAAAGUGAAAAAUGUGUUAUGGUAUCUGGAAACACAAUUCAAGAAGUUUUAUACUCCAGAUAAGAAUAUUUCUGUAGACGAAAGUACUAUUGGUUUUAAAGGCAAAGUAUCCUUUAAAGUUUAUAAUAAAGCCAAACCUACAAAAUGGGGAAUAAAAGUAUAUGUGCUUGCAGAUUCAAAAAAUGGUUACAUAUUUACGAUGGAGCCAUAUUUGGGAACUCAAACAACCCAGGGAUUGAUACGCCCAGAUUUACCAGCAACCGCCCGCAUAGUAGUUCAUUUGGUGCAAAAACUUCUUAAUUCUGGAACUGGUUCGGGAGGUUACCAUAUAUUUAUAGAUAGAUAUUAUUCAAGCCCUUUGUUAGCACGCGAGUUACAUAAAAUAAACAUACAUGUAACGGGUACUGUAAUGGCUAAUCGACAAGGAAUUCCGACAGAAUUAACUACCGCAUAUACAAGAAAAUUUAAAAAAGGCGAGAUAUCUUCCAGGCAUGACAAUUCUAUAUCAGUACUGGCAUGGAAAACAACAUGGAAGACAACUCAGUACAAAAUAUAACCAGGCGAACGAAGACCGCUGAAGGGCGUUGGAUUGAAGAAGUCAUAGAAAAACCUACAGUUAUAUAUGAGUAUAACAAAUUUAUGGGAGGGGUUGACGUUGCUGAUCAUUAUGCAGCAAGCUACCAAUUUUUGCGAAAAACAAGUAAAUGGUGGCGAAAAGUAUUUUUCUGGUUAUUAGAUGUGUCGAUAAAUAAUGCCUUUAUAUUACAAAAAAUAGCAACAAAUAAUCAGCAACUUCGAUCGAGGAAUUUCAGGAAAAAAUUAGUUAUUCAAUUAGUUGGAAACUACAGAAAUACAUCCAGACGUCGAUCAGCUUAUGGUGCCGAGGAUAUUUCUCGUCUAAAUAAUAGGUUCCAUGCCAUUUAUGCAAGAAAAAAUAAUUCCGAUUGCAAAGUUUGCAGUGAUCGAUCAAAAAAAGGUGGCCGAAAAACUACUACCUAUUAUUGCAAAACAUGUCAAGACCACCCUGCUUUGCAUCCCGGGGAGUGCUUUGAGAAAUAUCACACCGAGGAAAAUUACAGAUAAAUACGUGUUCUUUUUUGUUUUUUUUUUUAGAAUAAAUAUCAUGCUUUCCUAUAAACUAUAAAAUGCGUUUUAUUUUUAACUUUCUUGAUAAAAAAAAAUGUUCUAAAAGUAUAUUAAAAAGCUCUCCGAUAAAAAAAGAAAUUUGCUGCCAUUUAUUACAUGAUAUAUUACAAAUGUUUACUAAAACUUUAUUUUUUUAUUUUACUCAAUAUAUCUUUUAUACUUUUGCUAAAUUUUAAUAUUGUAAGGCAAUUAGAAUAACAAAUAACAAUAAAUAAACCUAUCAAGUCCCAUAAAAUAUAUUCGUUGCAAAUUAGCCUCCGAGCUGUACGGAGAAUCGGCGGUAAUUACCGAACGAGCGGGAUGGUUGUCAUGGUAUAGAUGACAACGAUCUGUGCUCUUAUCUGAAAGUUGCACUGCCGUCCGCAAAGG
Molecule: messenger RNA, 2199 nt
Organism: Anthonomus grandis grandis
Lineage: Eukaryota; Metazoa; Arthropoda; Insecta; Coleoptera; Curculionidae
Product: piggyBac transposable element-derived protein 4-like
Exons: 2
Coding region: 59-1240 (393 amino acids)
Source: RefSeq, a predicted model, not a curated record